Eremomyces bilateralis CBS 781.70 is the source of this 1932-nucleotide messenger RNA. RefSeq names its product MATE efflux family protein subfamily. Gene Ontology annotation, cellular component: membrane. The record is from RefSeq and is a predicted model, not a curated record. Lineage: Eukaryota; Fungi; Ascomycota; Dothideomycetes; Eremomycetales; Eremomycetaceae. Gene Ontology annotation, molecular function: antiporter activity; xenobiotic transmembrane transporter activity. The coding region runs from base 1 to 1932 and encodes 643 amino acids. Gene Ontology annotation, biological process: xenobiotic detoxification by transmembrane export across the plasma membrane. The transcript is spliced from 8 exons.
AUGCCUUCAAAGACCGGGUCUGGUGGCCAUAUUGUGCCAUACGAGGCGCCAGCAACAGUGCACAAUGCAGCCAAUUCCCCGGAUAAUGAUGUCGAAAAUGCGAUUGAGUGGACAGAGACCGAAGGCUGUGAAGAUGCGGUUGCCUACGAUUCAGAAGAUUUCGUUCAUCUGGACUGCUCCUUGUCUGGGGGCUAUCGGCGACCCAGCAUGGCGGCUUCGGGACCACGAUCACUGGGCUUAGGCGGACCAAUUGAUGAUCAUGUGAAUCACAGGCUCUCGGAGAGAGAAAGACACUUAAUGCACGCGGAAGAGCGCCAAUUGUUGCUCGACAACCAUUGCAUUGGGCCGAGGGAAGACCGGAGUGGAGGCGAGGGCAACGCGAUCCAGCAAGCUGGCGAGAGAUUUUUACAGUCAUUCCCUAAGCUCUCUGGUAUAAAGGUCGUCGAGGAGCCUACAACGCCUAAAAAUCUACCCUCCGCCAAUGAGCAAUCCCCUCUCCUAGGGCGUCAAGAAGAGAAUCUUGAGUCCAACGAUUCCGAGAGCAUUGACAAGAGAUGGGAGGAGGCAGUAGCAGAGGGAAAGAUUACAACAACGUGGCAGCGAGAGACACAGGUGCUGUGGCAGUACUCUCGGUCUCUCAUCCUCACGUUCAUGCUACAAUACUCCUUGCCGAUGACAUCCAUCUUCACGCUCGGUCGAAAGGGGAAGAUCGAGCUGGGAGCAGUCAGUCUCGGCACCAUGACCGCUAACAUCACGGGCUACUGCGUAUUCCAGGGCUUGGCCACGAGCCUUGACACCCUGUGUCCGCAAGCCUACGGUGCGGGCAAGAAGAAGCUCGUGGGAUUACACACGCAGAGGAUGUUCUUCUUUCUGCUCUGCGUCACGAUUCCGAUAGGCGCUAUCUGGUUGAGCGCAACGCAUAUCCUCAAACUCAUUGUACCGGAAAGGGAGACGGCGGAGUUGGCCGGUCUAUACCUCAAGGUCGUCCUCUUCGGCACACCGGCAUAUGCGGCGUUCGAGAGCGGUAAACGGUUCGUCCAAGCCCAGGCGCUAUUCAGUGCCACGCUAUGGGUAUUGCUCAUUUGCGCGCCGCUGAAUGUGUUGCUGAACUGGCUGCUCGUGUGGAAAUUGGAUUGGGGCUUCAUUGGGGCACCAAUCGCUGUGGUGUUCAUCCAGUAUUGCCUGGCCCUGUGUCUAUUCCUUUACGUUCGAUUUGUGAACGGCAUGGAAUGUUGGGGAGGGUUCGAUCGGCGGGCGUUUGCAAACUGGUGGCCGAUGGUCAAGCUUGCCAUCCCUGGAUUGAUCAUGCUGGUGGCCGAGAUGCUUGCGUUCGAGAUCUUAACGUUGGCAGCAAGUUGGUUUGGAAGUACGGAGCUGGCGUCACAGUCUGUCUUGAGUACGAUGGCGGCCUUCGCAUUCCAGCUACCCUUUCCACUGAGUAUCUCAGCCUCUACAAGAGUGGCAAAUCUGAUUGGAGCGACGUUGGUCGAUGCCGCUAAAACGGCCGCGAAAGUCUCUCUUGUCGCCGCUGCUGUUGUUGGCUGCUUCAACAUGGUCAUGCUUUCAUUGCUUCGGGAAUAUAUACCGAAGCUCUUCACAAACGACCCCGAUGUCACCUCCUUGGUCUCCCACGUUCUCCCCGUGUGCGCAGCCUUCCAACUUUUCGACGCCGUAGCAACGAUGUGCAGUGGUUUGCUAAGGGGACUCGGAAGACAAGAUGUUGGCGGGUAUGUGAAUCUGGUUGCGUACUAUGUGAUCGCCAUCCCUAUCUCAUUUGGACUUGGAUUCGGGUUUAGUUUAGGCUUGCCCGGGCUAUGGAUUGGCCCGGCCAUAGCGCUCGCCGUAGUUGCAAUCGUUGAGGGGAUCUUCCUCUAUUGCAGUAAUUGGCAAAGAUCGGUAGAUGAUGCAAAAAGAAGGAAUGCAAGCCAUUGA